AUGUCUUGGUACAACAUCACCAUCGCCCGCUCCUCAGGCUUCCACCCCGUCGUCACCCUCUCGAUCCACCUCGACCAAACCGAGCAACGUCAACGAUCGAUCGAACAAGGCUGUUCAUUAUGGACCCAUCUCGACCUAUCACCCUCGUGGAUUCUCGAUCGAUAUCAACUUGCCCAACUGCAUCGUGAAGGAAGAUUGGGGAGUCAUACCGAUUCGACGAGGGAGGGGGAAGAUGAGUCGUUUCAAGUUGUCGGGGAGGACGAUUUGGAAGGACCGGUGAUGAAGGCGGGCGGAGUACAAGCCUUGUUGAGACUUCAAGAUCCAAAGGGAAUGAAGAGAGAGGAACAGCUUGACUUUGAGGUGAAGAUCCCUCUGCAUCUUCGGUACCAGACACCCGUCGAACGUCGAAUCGAACAAGGCAAGCGAGCCGACGUCGUGUCCGUUCAACUCCGAGCCCCGGCCGUGUUUUGGAAAUGCCCCCCAAGUGAGUCGCUAACGAAUCUCGCUGUGUCCUUCCUGAAUAUCAAAGUGUGGACUGAGGGAGAUGACACUGCGCUCACCAGGCAACAAAGUGAUUCGACGGUGUCCCCCCGCACCGGCGCUUUCGGCGUUUUCUUCCCCAGUCUCCUCGACGAGCUCGUACCACUAUCUCCGCCCCGAACCUCUCGAUCCAAGAGCAUCCUAUUCCCACGCUUCCUCUUGCGCACAACCAAGAUUACCCAACUUGGGCGUUUCGAUCGCGACGGGCGUUUCGAGCGAUCUUCCGUUCGUCGAUUUCGUCAACUUUAUCGCCAUCUGGUUGGGCACGAUCUGGAUCGCUUCGAGUGCGUACAAGUGGCAGACACGAAAUGGUAAAAGUUUCGAGCCCGCGGCAAACAAACGAGUCGAAUGA
Microbotryum saponariae is the source of this 892-nucleotide messenger RNA. Lineage: Eukaryota; Fungi; Basidiomycota; Microbotryomycetes; Microbotryales; Microbotryaceae. The record is from the annotation of a GenBank genome assembly.